Messenger RNA from Arabis nemorensis, 255 nucleotides. The record is from the annotation of a GenBank genome assembly. Lineage: Eukaryota; Viridiplantae; Streptophyta; Magnoliopsida; Brassicales; Brassicaceae.
AUGAAGUGUAGGGAAGAAGUGGGUCAAACUGUGAUGGCCAUUUUCUAUAAAGUAGAUCCAUCUGACGUCAAGAAGCUAACCGGAGAGUUNGGGNAGGUUUUUAAGAAAACUUGUGCGGGUAAAAGUAAGGAGGACAUCGAAAGAUGGAGACAAGCUCUUGUGAAAGUGGCUACAAUCGCUGGCUACGAUUCAAGAAAUUGGUUAGUUCUUUUGUAUCCUACUUGCUCUUAUAAUCUUUCAAACACAUCAAAGUAA